Aureobasidium uvarum is the source of this 3270-nucleotide messenger RNA. The record is from the annotation of a GenBank genome assembly. NCBI's taxonomy places the organism in Eukaryota, Fungi, Ascomycota, Dothideomycetes, Dothideales, Saccotheciaceae.
ACAAGUCUGACCAAGGUCGAUGUUAACGGCAUUCUUCGCUAUGGCUCUUUCGACGCCGACGAAACUGGACUAUCAUCCGUCACUUCCGUGCCUUCGAUUAACAAACGAUCUUUUCAAGAGAUCCAUAGCUAUCCCGAGAGUCAGGGUUCUGAUGACGACAGGGCGACAAAAAGACAGGCUCUAUCUUCUGAAGAUACUCGUCCCUCAGAUGACGCCACAUCUAGCAGCCGCUCAUCGCUACUUUCUAACAUCCAAGUCACAGCACGCCCGAAUCCAGAGAUAAACUCUUCCCUGAGAGAUGAUCGCAUACAAUCAGCCCCUAAAGCCCCUACACCAAAGACGAAGAAAUUCUCCAAGGUCAUCAGAUUGACAACCCAUGCUCGUCCGAGAUCAUCCAUCCCCAUCCAUAUGUCCUGGGAAGAAUAUGGAAGACAGUGUAUCUCAGCAGCUCAUUCGUCACGCCUCAAUCCGUACGCUCUGCACCCGGGAGAGUACAGACUCUUGCGAGACCAUAUCACACAAGCCCAAGUCACUACAUAUCUGAACAUCCGCAAUGGCAUCCUUCGUCUUUGGGUUCGAAACCCCUUGGUCAGCGUCUCUAAGGAGGAAGCAGCUGGAUGCGCAAAAGACAUACGCUUCUUUGACUUGGCACAUACGUCGUAUUGGUGGUUGGUCAGAAAUGGCUACAUCAACUUUGGUUGUGUCGAGGUUCCUCAUGCAGGCAUUCUCAGCGCCAAGCGAAAAUCAAUACCUAGACAGAGAACAAUUGUCGUCGUGGGUGCUGGCAUGGCAGGCCUCGGUUGUGCAAGACAACUUGAGGGGCUGUUCGCGCAGCUCGGCGAUCACUGGACCGACGUUGAAGAAUUGCCUCCAAAGGUCGUCGUAUUGGAGGGAAGGAAACGAGUUGGUGGUCGCGUCUACUCACAUCCGCUUCGAGAGCAAGUGCCUGACAGCUUGCCAAACGGCUUGCGAAACACUGCUGAGAUGGGCGCUCAGAUCAUUACUGGCUUCAACCAUGGAAAUCCCUUGAACGCAAUCGUGCGUGGCCAACUUGCCCUCCGCUAUCACCUUAUGUGGGAUGAGAUCACAAUGUACGACUCUGAUGGGCUCGCAGUCAACCACGAGCGCGAUAUGAUGGUCAAUAAGAUUCACAAUGAUCUUUUGGAGCGAGCGAGCGACUUCCGCGUGAAGCCAACACCUAUAGAGACACUAGAGGGACUCCCAGACUAUGUUGAGGUCUGUCAAGAUCCCGUAGAGAUCAAAACGGACAGGACCAAUGCUCCUACUUUGAACAAAGAAAGGCAACAAGCUGUGCCCCCGGGCUUCGCCAAGCUCCAAGGAAGGACUCAGGUAGUUGCUGGCAACAGCUCGAGCCGAACAGCGGCACAAGCUGUACGGUCGGCUGGUUGGCAAUUGCGACCUGGCAUAACAAAAAGACAUUCCCUCGCGCUUGAUGCCAUAGCCAACGAGUCGGACAAGCCAACAUUAGGCGCAGCCAUGGAUGAAGCCAUCCGUCAGUAUCAAGAACUGGUCGAGUUGACACCCCAAGACAUGCGUCUACUUAACUGGCACUACGCCGAUCUCGAAUACGCAAACGCUGCUACCGUUUCCAAUCUCAGUUUGGGUGGCCAUGACCAAGAUAGCGGUAACGAGUUCGAAGGUCGACAUUCUGAAGUGGUAGGUGGAUACAUCCAGGUGCCCCGUGGUCUCAUGAUGCUACCAUAUCCUCUCGACGUUCGCUUCGAGUCAGCCGUGAACAGAAUCAUCUACAAUGCCAACGAUGAUGAGGAGGACAGCUCAGCAACAGUGUUGUGCACCAAUGGAGAAGUUUUUGAGGCCGACCAAGUCAUUUUGACCUCCCCACUUGGUGUGCUCAAAGCCGAGACCAUAGCCUUCGAGCCAAGUCUGCCAGACUGGAAGAAAGGGGCCAUUGAGCGAAUGGGCUUCGGGCUCCUCAAUAAGGUGGUCAUGGUCUUCGAACACGCUUUCUGGGAUAGCCAGUACGACAUGUUCGGAUUUCUCAACGACGCCGAGAACAAGGACAGUCUGAACCCUGACGACUAUGCCGCCCGUCGUGGCCGCUUCUACAUGAUGUGGAACUGCGAGAAGAACAGCGGUCGGCCAGUACUCAGCGCUCUCAUGUCUGGUCGAGCAGCUCAUGAGGUGGAAACCACAAACAACGAAACGUUACUACAAGAAGCUCUGCAGAAGCUGAGGCGCACGUUCGGGGCUGAGAAUGUUCCUGCUCCUGUCGAAGUCAUCGUUACACGAUGGAAGAGGGAUCCUUUCGCAAGAGGCACAUACUCGUUUGUUGGACCUGCUACCAGCCCAUUGGACUAUGACAUUAUGGCGGCGCCUGUGGGGAACCUUCACUUCGCUGGAGAAGCCACUUGCGGUACUCAUCCUGCGACUGUCCACGGCGCAUAUCUAUCGGGACUCAGAGCAGCUGCCGAUGUCAUUGACACGAUGAUCGGCCAAACGGCAGUCCCAGAGCCUCUGGUAUUGUCUCGACAGAACCUUGCGAUCUCCGGCUUCGAAGGGACAUCCGAGAUGGCUAGUACAGAGUCACCACUAAGAGACAUCUACGCAGGGACGCCUAGUGUGGUUCAAAAGCGGGUAGGCAGACCCCCUGGCAGACCUCCAGGUAGACCUCCGGGUAGACCACCAGGCAGGCCAAAGAAGGUCGUUGAGCCGGUACAACAUCUCCCUGCGGUGAUGCCGAAUCCGCCAGCACCGUUGAAUCCCUACAGAUCGUCAACCAACAGCAAGUCUGUUGAGGACGAAGCAUACGAGGCUGCAAUCAUUGAUGCCAUCCUUUCCGAACUCGGCCCUCGCCCUUUGAAGCCCUCCAGGCCUGGUGCAAGCGUAAACCCGUACCUUUUGUUCACGAACGACUAUUGGGCACGCUGCAAGGAGGAAUUGAGUCAGGCGAAGCAGAAAGCGAGCGGUGACAGCACAGCUAAGGCUUUGCGAGAAGAGAUCCGCACUGAGGUAGGUCGUCAAUGGCGGAUGUCAAGUGACGAGGUCAAGCGACCCUACAUCGAGCAGACGCAAGCGGCACAGCAAGCGGUAAAAGAGACGCGAGCGCGACAUGAGAAGGAGGCAGCCCAGUGGGAUCAGGAUGCCCGGCGAAUCAGACUCGGCUAUCAAAAGGCGCAUCCGCCUACCAAUGGCAGCGAGUGGACGGGAGGCACCAGCAUCGAGGUGGCUCCCUUGGCACNNCCUCGGCGCAAGCAGACUAUCAACUACACUGAAUCGGAUGGCGAGGCC